Messenger RNA from Amaranthus tricolor (Joseph's coat), 2145 nucleotides. Its product is annotated as beta-glucuronosyltransferase GlcAT14B-like. The coding region runs from base 500 to 1777 and encodes 425 amino acids. Gene Ontology annotation, molecular function: glucuronosyltransferase activity. Gene Ontology annotation, cellular component: membrane. Lineage: Eukaryota; Viridiplantae; Streptophyta; Magnoliopsida; Caryophyllales; Amaranthaceae. The transcript has 5 exons. The record is from RefSeq and is a predicted model, not a curated record.
AAAAUGGGGUCCUAGACUAGUCCUCCUAUACCCAAAGUCACAAAUGUACUUCUAUAAUUCUAUUCAACUAUGUUACUCUAUUUUAGUCAUUUCCAUUCUCCACAAGCAUACUUUCUCCAUCUCUCUCCAAAUCUGUAUGAAAUUGAGUAUUGGAGUACAAAAAUAAAAAAUUGUCAACCAUCUCCAUACUUUCCUAUAAAUUUCUCCCACUUUUCCUUCCACUAUGAGAUCUCCCAUUAUUUAGCCUUCAACUCUUCUUCUUCCGAUGCUUUCAGCUCUUUUCUCUUAAGAUUUCUUUUAAUCCUAUGAUCUCAUCAUAGUAGAGAAUUGCCUGAAUAAGGAGAUGAAGUUGCUUUAGAUGCUGGUGAAAUCCUGGAAAUCCUCUUAAUCCUUACAUAGUUGAUGAUUGAAUCUCUACAAAUUUAGUGAUUCUUUAAAGGGUUUUUUAGGGUUUAUUUGAUUUUUGUUGAAUGAGAAAAUUUUAAGUUGAAGGGUCAUUAUGAAAGCUUUUGAAGGAAUUUCAUUAAACAUAGAGAGGAGAUGGGCAUUUCCUCUUGUGAUAAGUUCUGUAAUAUGUGUAUUUCUCAUAGCUACAUUCUUCAAUAUGAGUCUACUUUCUUCAAUCCAUACUAUAAAUGCCCUCAUAUCACACUAUUCUAGAUCAUCCUUGAACCAAACAAAUCCUUUAUUUGUAGAAUCAGUACUAUUUCAGCCUCCCCCUCCACCUUCUGCACCCCCGCUCCCUCGUUUUGCAUAUUUGAUUGCGGGGUCUAAGGGCGAUUCGCGUAAGCUAUGGAGGACAUUGCAGGCAUUGUAUCAUCCAAGAAACCAGUAUAUAGUUCACUUGGAUUUAGAGUCCCCACCAGAGGAAAGAUUGGAUCUUGCUGCACUAAUUGAUAGUGAUCCAUUGUUUGUUAGUGUUGGGAAUGUACACAUGAUAACAAAAGCAAAUAUUGUGACUUAUAGAGGACCUACUAUGGUUUCCAAUACACUACAUGCUUGUGCUAUCCUUCUCAAGAAAUAUAAUGAUUGGGAUUGGUUUAUCAAUCUCAGUGCUUCUGAUUAUCCUUUAGUCACCCAAGAUGAUCUUAUAUAUACGUUUUCGAAGAUAGACAGGAAGCUGAACUUUAUCGAUCAUACUGGCCGGUUAGGUUGGAAGGAGGGUGCAAGGGCUAUGCCAUUGUACAUAGACCCGGGACUUUACUCAUCAAAAAAAUCGGAUAUAUUUCGGGUUCAACCAAGGAGAAAUUUACCUACAUCGUUUAAGUUGUUUACUGGUUCGGCAUGGAUGGCUCUUUCACAUGAUUUCGUGGAAUACUUGAUUUGGGGAUGGGAUAACUUACCUAGAACGAUGCUUAUGUACUACACAAACUUCGUAUCCUCUCCCGAAGGCUACUUCCAUACUGUCAUCUGCAAUGCACCCGAGUUUGCUAAAACCGUUGUUAAUCACGACCUUCACUAUAUUUCCUGGGAUUCACCACCCAAACAGCACCCGCACACUCUCACUUUGAACGACACCAAUAAGAUGAUUGCCAGCAACGCCCCAUUUGCUCGGAAAUUCAAGCAAGAUGAUCCUGCAUUGGAUAAAAUUGAUCGAGAACUUCUUGGCCGGGUGAAUGUGAGUGUUACUCCUGGCAAGUGGUGUGGCGGUAAACCACGCUGUAGCGAAGUUAAAAACCCCGACAAGGUUAAACCAGGUCCUGGUGCUGAAAGGCUCGCUCGACUUAUGUCAAAAAUAGUUUCCGCAGAAGCAUUUCAGAGAAGACAAUGUAAAUAGAAUCUACACCAGAAAACUUACUUGUCGGAACGUAACAGAGCAAAGAUGAUGCUACUUGGCAUACAAGGUAGAAGAUCGAUCUGGAGAGAGGGCAACACCCGACAAGUGAUCGUUUACUUGGCGGGUGUUCAAGUAUGUAUCGGUUGCUCUUUGCACGCUGAACUGCUGACGAAUUUGUUGCGGUUGGGGUUAGUUACUAACAGUGCAGUGAUUAGGCCAUAGCUGAUUUUAGUCUCACUUGUUAUGAUGUAUGUUUACAGUUUUGGUACAUAUGAUUUCUUCAGUGUUCUGAAGGAAAGGAUAGUGCUACUCUUGUGCAGAAAACUACUACCUUUGAUGUUUAUACAACAUUAACACAUUUACCAAUA